AUUAUUGGAAGGAGGCGUAUUGAGGAUCUUUGCAGUGUUUUUGAGCAACUGAUACUGAUCCACUGUUGAAACACAUCAGAUAACAGCCCAUCAGGGUUUUGCAAUGCUGUCUUUGCGUGGCUAUAGUGCCUGACAACCAGCGAUUGUUUCAGUUGGGAUACUUUGGAUACUGGCUUCUAGCUUUCUUCGAGCUCUUCUGAUUUUUAAUCGGAGUCCAAACCAUUUCGGUGAUGGCAUUUGCCAUGCUGCGGCCCAUAGCGACUCAUCUAGCGUAUCCGGAUGUUGCCAUGAUGUCCGAGGAUGAGGACAACCGCAGUGAGAGCGACGGUAGUUCGGAGCAGAGCUACGGCUGCUGCCUCAGUGCGGAGAAGCGGCGGCGGAUGUCCCGCAAGUCCACAGUGAGCGGUGUGGUUAUUGUAAAGCAACGGAACGUAGCAAACGCGCGGGAACGCGACAGGACGCAAAGCGUCAACACGGCUUUCACGGCGUUACGGACUCUUAUUCCCACCGAGCCGGUGGACAGAAAGCUGUCAAAGAUUGAGACUCUGCGUUUAGCGUCCAGUUACAUCUCACAUCUGGCCAAUGUGCUAUUGAUAGGGGACGGAGGAGAGGACGCGCAGCCGUGUGUGAGCGCGGUGUACAGUGCGCCGGGGGAGAGCGGAGGAAAGCAGCCGCGCACUAUCUGUACUUUCUGCCUCAGCAGCCAGAGGAAAGGGAUUAAGGACGGGACGGACUGUGUUCGUAUGCGGGGAAUCACUUCACUGCGCGUGACACGCCGGUAGCCAGCAGCAGCGCGUGAUGAAGCCGCAACACAGGGACCGUGAGAGGUGUGCAAGCCGCGCGACGCUCCGGAGACUCCUCGCGAAACACGCGCGGGACGGAGAUUUUCGGAAGACUCGCCAUUCAAACAAGAGUUGAUUAUGACAUUUUUUUUCCCCUAUGUGUGUUUUGUAUAGAGAUAUAAAAAUGUAAAAUGCAGUGCAUAAAAUGUUUUUUUUUUUUUUUUUUUAAAGAGAAUUUAUACUUUGUUACAGAAAUUGUGAGAACACGGCGAAAUAAAAUAUAUUUUAUCAGAUUUCUCUCUCAGUUUUGAGUGGAUGACUGUUGGAAAAAAACAAAAAACAAAAACAAAACCCGAAUCUGCACUUUUUAAGUGUUAUUUAUCCAAUAAUCUUACCAAUUACUUCCAAAUGUACCUACGUAGGCUAUGAAAAACUAGGCUAUAUGCUGAUCAUGGUGAUGAGCUUUCAUAAUGGUCCUAAGAAUUUAACAAAAUAAUAAAACUACAACGUAGUCUAAAUACAGUCUUAAAAUUAUUUAUUUUUAUAGCAACAAUUUAAAAAUAAAGUGCUCAA
Molecule: messenger RNA, 1355 nt
Organism: Myxocyprinus asiaticus (Chinese sucker)
Lineage: Eukaryota; Metazoa; Chordata; Actinopteri; Cypriniformes; Catostomidae
Product: transcription factor 15-like
Exons: 2
Coding region: 231-782 (183 amino acids)
Biological process (GO): developmental process; regulation of transcription by RNA polymerase II
Molecular function (GO): DNA-binding transcription factor activity, RNA polymerase II-specific; protein dimerization activity; RNA polymerase II transcription regulatory region sequence-specific DNA binding
Source: RefSeq, a predicted model, not a curated record